This is a messenger RNA of Zootermopsis nevadensis, 6169 nucleotides long. The record is from RefSeq and is a predicted model, not a curated record. NCBI's taxonomy places the organism in Eukaryota, Metazoa, Arthropoda, Insecta, Blattodea, Termopsidae.
CAACGCCGUGUGGAAUCGUAUGUAGAUAUCAGCAUUUCGAAGGAACUCACUGCCUCCAUUGUCGGGGCUGUAGUUGGUGGCGAUGCGUUCCUACGAAAUGUUGAUACGUACCAUCUAGUCCACGCGACGUCAGAUCAGCGUCGAAAUGUUUGUCAUCUUGAGAUCCUAGGAUGGCAUUUGUUAACUGCUUUCUGGUUUGUCUGCAGUUUCGACGUUCGAGGCAAGCCCCUGAGUCAAGCCCGACACUGGUCGGCCCCUGAAGUGUUUGGCAACAGGGCAUACUUCCGCACAGUAUCCGAACCUGCUCAGCUCGUGGUGGAGGACAUCCGGUUACGUGACGAGGGUGUGUAUCGCUGCAGAGUCGACUUCCGGAAUACGCCGACUCGUAGCUUCCGCUACAACCUUACUGUCAUUGUUCCUCCUGAACUCCCUACAAUUAUCGACCACUGGGGGCGCCAGUUGAACUCUACCGUGGGGCCCCACAAUGAAGGAGAUGACGUCAUCCUGACAUGCAGAGUAAUCGGUGGAAAACCAGAGCCAGCUGUCCGUUGGCUAGUGAACGGAAUUCUCGUGGACGAAGAAUAUGAACAUAAUACUGGUGACGUAAUCGAGAACCGUCUUACGUGGUCGUCUGUAAAGCGCGAGGAUCUGAAGUCUGUGCUGAGCUGUCAGGCCAUCAACACCGUCCUCACAGAACCUCGGGAGGUCUCUCUCACCCUUGACAUUCAUUUACGACCUCUGACAGUACGGAUACUGACCAAACAGCUGCCUUUGGUCGCUGACCGCCGCUACGAAGUAUCGUGUGAGUCAGCUGGCUCGAGGCCCCCUGCCAUCAUCACGUGGUACAAGGGCAAGAGACCUCUGCGUCGAGUCAAGGAGGAGACAAGAGAAAAUGUGACAGUGAGUGAUCUGACCUUCGUGCCUACAACAGACGAUGAUGGGAAGUCGAUCACUUGUCGGGCGGAGAACCCCAACAUCACAGGCGCAUAUCUGGAGUCCAACUGGAAGAUUGACGUGGUUUUUCCACCUAUCGUCUCGCUUAUGCUUGGAAGCACUCUGAACCCAGACGACAUCAAGGAAGGCGAUGACGUUUACUUCGAGUGCCACGUGAAGGCAAAUCCGCCCUGGAGGAAACUCAGCUGGCUCCACAACGGUGUGCUGCUCAGCCACAACCAGUCCGCACGUAUUAUUCGCAGCAACCAGUCCCUCGUGCUGCAGAAAGUGACCCGGCAAAGUGCAGGCAAUUACGUAUGCGUUGCCACCAAUCCAGAGGGCGAGACGGUCAGCAACGAACUCGCCUUCAGGGUCAAAUACGCCCCUACUUGCCGCCAGGAACGCAUUCUAGUGGUAGGAGCGUCCAGAGCAGAAAGCCUGGACAUUGCAUGCGAGGUUGAAACUGAUCCUCCAGCCCGAAGCUUCAAGUGGAAGUUCAACAACUCAGGGGAGACGCUCGAGGUUUCUCCGGAGAGGUUUGCCGCCACUAGCAACGGCACUAUGAGUAUCCUGAGGUACACGCCGGUGUCGGAACUGGACUAUGGCACUCUGUCUUGCUGGGCCCAGAACGCAAUAGGGCCCCAGAUCUCGCCCUGUGUCUUUCAGGUAGUUGCUGCAGGAAAGCCGUUUCCUGUUCGAAACUGCACGCUUUCCAACCAGACAAGCAGUUCGGUGGAGGUGAGCUGCCAGCCGGGGUUCGAUGGCGGCUUGCCUCAGUACUUUCUACUGGAGCUGUAUUCUGCAGACUCGGGAGAUCCCCGCUGCAACAUCACCAGUCCCGAUCAUCCAAACUUCUUCCUCGCGAACUUAGAACCGGACGUGACAUUCCGCAUCGCGGUGUUUGCAGUCAACUCUAAGGGUCGCAGUGCUGGCAUCGUGCUGGAAGAAGUGACCUUCAGAGACGCCGAGAAGAGAACAGCAUCGGAUGGCGAACUGCCGAUAUCGCCCAUUCUGGGCAUGAUCGUGGGGGCAGCUCUCACGCUUCUGUCCGUCGUUCUCCUCGUCGUGGUGAAGUUGCGACGGUCGCGUUCUGGCAGAGACCAAGAUGGCUGCCAGCCGCACGCCGAGAAGCACCCGGGGCCCAACAGCGCCUCUUUGCUCCGCUCGGCGCCUACUAAUAAGGACCUAGGGCUCUCCGGAGGGAGGGAGGGCGUCGGUGACGAAAAGGACCCUGACAUCAUCCCAGCGAAAUUCGCGACAGCUUCAGCGGACUCAGGACCUACAGUCGGGCCUCUGGUGGGCAACGGAAACGUAAUCCUAAGGGAGGCGAGUCCUCCAUGUAGCUACCCUCCACAGCAAGCCCUUCUACAGCAUCCAACGUCGCUUACCAUCUCCCCGCAUGGACCCGCGGGUCUCUGGGCCUCUCAGGACUCUCCUCCAGCCAUGAGCACAGUGUGUCAUCAGUUCGCUGUUGCUGCUGUUCCUUCGACGCAUUCCUGGGACAUCCGACCCAAAGACCUCCGUCUGCCUGGCGCACCAAGUCAACUACCAAGACCCGCUGCCCCUUGUUCUAGUGCUUCAGUCAGUGCGGACUUGGAGCUGAACGGCACAGCCAUCAAGGAGAGGUUAAUGGCGAACCGACUGCCCGAAAGCUGCGUAUGAGAUAACACGGACGCGAAUGUGAUGGAGCUCACUCACGGCCCAGCUUCAAGGAAGCGAUAUUCCUGCCUGGCAAACUGAUACUAAUGAGGCCAAGACAGGUGCAAGAAUUUGCGGUGUUCUGUAGUUAUACCCUUCUUGAAACUCAGUUUGCAGUGUAUUUUUAUCCUUACCAAAUUUCCCUCCGAAAUAUAAAUAAUUGUCCUAGAAGCAUCUGUGUGAUAUAUUUUCCAAACUAUUUUCAAACGUAUUUGUCGUAUUUGGAACUUUAUUAGUUGUGUUCGCCUUUCAGGGCUCUGAGUAAGGAGAAACUACACACGUCAGACAAGUAGAUGUUCUCCUCUGGUAACUGACACUUUGUCUCCUUCCAACAGAAAACAUGUGAAGUACGUCAUUACUAAACUAAUCAAUGCAGUUAAGAAAUGUCUUCCAUGGAAACCUCCUACCAUGUUGCCAUUACCUGAGCCGUCAUCAACAGAAUCAGUUGGUACAGCAACAACUAAAAACAUUAAAAGUUUAAAGGAACGUCUCUUAUAACACGCUGUUGGAUAAUUUUGGUUAGUGGGUGUUAAGAAAGGUUUCUGAGUGUUAUUUGUUUUUAUUUAUUUUUAAAUUUGUAAUAUAAAAAACUUUGUUACGAACUUAAAAUGGAAAACGGAUUCGCCCGUUUAGAAGGGAAUUCGUUCACAUGAACAUCCUAGACUUUUUUAUAAACUCUUAACAAAUGCCUAAGAACAUAUGUAAAUGCGAAAUUAUUAUAAUCGACCACAACGGAGGCGUGGUUGCUUUUUAUCGACCUAAGAACUAAGUCCAUAAUCAUUAAUUUAUGUAAUAUACUUUGUAGCAAAAGUAGCAUUACACGAGACGUGUUAAUAAUGCUUGUAAGAAUGCGUGAAGUUUCCCGUGUGAACGGCUUGAUUUCUCAAACUGUGAACUAGAUACAAUCGUGAUCAAUGAAAAUUAUUUCAUUUUGUUAGAAAUUCUCUUAAUAUAGUGACAACAUAAAAUUCGAAGACUUCAGUUAGAAAACGUGAUCGCCUGGAUCGAACGUUCGUUUGUUUUUAAUUUAUUUGUUAUUUUAUAUCUGAAUGCUUUAAAUUCCAACGUACAAUUUGAUUGAGACGAUAGGUUUUUAAAAUUCUGAUUCAGCUAUUUCCAUGCUUAUACGUACUGGCUCAGAUUUUGGGAAGAUCAGUAAACGAAAUAUAUGUGUUUUUGAAAAAUAGAUAAUAUACUUCACUGUACCUUACAUACUAAGAUAAACAGGUAUGUUUAAAUAAAAAUAAGCAAAGAAAGGUUUACAACGCUCUCUGAAAUGGACACUCGUCAGUAAAGACUGAGGUGCCAUAAAUAUGCUAUAUCUAGUAACGCAUCUCUAAUUAAAUUGUAAAUAUGUGACCCAGGGAUGUCAAAACAUGUUUCGUCCAUAGUAGGAGCCCACGCUGAACUGUGCGCUAGUUUAUUUUGCAUACAUCUGUCUGUCUGAUUGUAAAGUGCGCAUGGCCGUUCUCAGUCUUGUACUUGUGUCGUCUUUUUAACGAUGCUGUAUACCUAGUACGCAAAUUUUUUGUAAUAGGGGCCUAAUGUUACUGAUUAUAUCGAUCGUAAGUGUGCAUGACCACGUGACUCAUAUUCAAGAGAGUAUUGGUGUUCAUAUUUGCUUUUGGAAUAACCCACGACAAUUUUUAAACAUGAACUUAAAUAGAGAUUCGUGAAAUUGCAGGUCCAUGACUGUGUGUGUGUAAAUAUUUGCAGCCUGAGAAGAAUAAAUAAUUUUGAGAAAUAAGUAACAGGACGAUAGAUAAAAGUGAACAAUCAGGAACUUCAUAAUUCGUGCUCAUGUCCAUUUAUUAUUGGUGUGAUGAAAUCAAGGAUGUGAAGAUGGGCAAUGCAUGUAGCAAAGACGAUGGAGAUGAUAAAUUAAUACAAAAUUAAAGUUGGAUAUAAAAUACCGUUGUUGGGACAUAGGGGUAGGCAGGAAGAUAAUAUUAAAGUGAAUCUUAAAGUAACGUGUUUUAGAAUGUGAAUUAGAUUCGUCUGGUAAAAGUUUAAAGUUUUCUGAUGUUGGUUAGUCACAUCGUGUUAAAUAGUUAUUUUGGGCUUUGUCCGUCUAUCGCAGAAAUAUGAAAUUUAUCUGUAAUUGUUUAUUUAUUUAUUAAUCUAUAUACAAAAGUGUAAUUUACACACUUAAAAUUCGAAAUACACAUUUUUAUUCAGUUUCUAUCUUACUGUUAUGUCACCAUGCAUAUAGUUAAUUAAGAUAGAAAUAAUUUUUUUGAAAACUUUUUGAAGUUCUACAUGAGUUUCCUGUAAAAUAUGGGUUAAGAGGACCGACGUGAAGAACAAUUAAAUUCGUUGUGAAAUUUCAGUUUAGACCCCCUAAUAGAGAACUUUAUCGAGAAAUGUUCUGUGCUUCGGAGGUGACAUACACAGACGACAUGAAGCAAGGAUCUGCACAUUGCGCGUUCAUUUUAUGUAAUUUGUGCAGACUUCAUAAAAAGUACGCAAUAAAUUCAUAAAAUAUUUUUGUUGAAAUAAGUAAUGCAUUGUGCGCCCUUUCAUAACUUACUCCAUCAAGUGUCAAGGAUUGAAAUAUCAUAAAGGGCACUUGAAAGCGCUGAAAAAUCCUUUGCGAUAACUAACACUAAAUAUUAAUUUAAAAUGCGAUAUAAAUUGACCUUUAUAAUUAUUGAAUCCACUAAUGGAUGCCUCAAAGUCAAAGGAAUCGGUUAUGAUGCGCUACUGCUUAAAACGUUUGUGAAGGAGUGAGGAUAUCGUAAUUAUGAAUCACUUUGUUGCUUUAUAAUUAAGACAUUUGCUUGCAUCUUCAAUACAAUUAUAAUGGGUAUUAAUAUAACUUGGUCGAUGGUCCUGCAUUUUUUCCAGUUAUUUUGGAGAUCUUGGUUGUUGACUGAAGUUGAUACAGUGUGUGUGUCCGUGUGUUCGUACUGAAGGUGAGUGUGAUGAUAAUACUGACGAAGAUGUAAUAAUCAUAGUUCGCGGUGACUGUGAUGAUUGUGUCAGAGUGCAUGCCUCUCUUAUGCCCUGUAUAUCAAGAAAUUAAUAUUGUGUGUGUGUUUGAUAGUUAUGUUUUUAUGGACUGAGAUGUAUUCACAGUAAUGGGAUAAACUAUUCAUCCCUCCAUGAAUGUAAGAAAUGACGAUUUUCAAUUUAACACUCCAGCGACAAAAAUUCCAAAUUGCAUAGUAGACCUGUCUCGAUAACAGUGUUUGUACAGGAAAGUGUGACUGUUUACAUGAGAGAAAUGCCAUUCUUCGUUUAUCCAAAAUUAAAUCCGACACUAACUGUUUAAUGUUUUAGUGAGAUGAUGUUUGAUCUUCUGGGUGAAGAACGACUGAUGUAAUGGUUUAUCAGUUGUGCUCGCUUGACCGAAACAUUUGUGACGUAUCAGUAUUGGUUGCCUUAUAACUAAGAAAGGUCACUCAUCAUCACAUUUAUUGUUUACUAUCAUUACCAUCUAUAAGAUUAUGGAAUAGGUGCUGUGAUGCUGUAUCAUUACAGAAUUAUAAUGUGUUGGUGUUGACAAGAUUAUUAAAAAUGUUGGUAAUAAUGUAAA